Dioszegia hungarica is the source of this 4977-nucleotide messenger RNA. Its product is annotated as putative ARF guanyl-nucleotide exchange factor. The record is from RefSeq and is a predicted model, not a curated record. Lineage: Eukaryota; Fungi; Basidiomycota; Tremellomycetes; Tremellales; Bulleribasidiaceae. The coding region runs from base 1 to 4977 and encodes 1658 amino acids. The transcript is spliced from 9 exons. Gene Ontology annotation, molecular function: guanyl-nucleotide exchange factor activity. Gene Ontology annotation, biological process: regulation of ARF protein signal transduction.
AUGAACCCCGACCAGGCAGAAGCGGGGCCCUCCACGCCUCGCACCCCGCCGGCAACACCUCCAGCAACCAAGUCUCGGCGGCGCUCGUGGUUCGGCCUCGUCGCAUCUCCGUUUGGCACCGGCACGUCCUCUACCUCGGGGUCGCCUAGAAGGGUGUCUUUCGCAGCCGGGGAGGGCAGGGAGGAGGGGCUCGAGCUGGCAGAUCGAUCUCAGGAGAACGGCGCGGAACCGAGAACGCCUACGAGCGCUAGGCGGCCGAGCUCGAGAGAGACGGAUGGAGAGGAAGUCCUGACCAUCGAUGGACAGCCAGAGACACCUACCUCCAUACGGAAGCAGCGGCAGAAGGGGCGGUCUCGCGGUGUCGAUGAGGAGCAUGGCGAGGUGGUCAGGCUAGACGAUUUGAGUAUAGGCCGGAGGGGCAGCUUGGGGAAGGCGCUAUGGCCUCCGGAUGCCGGAGACGGUGUGACUGCACACCACGACGCAGCUGACCAGUACAAGCACAUCCCGCAAUCAGAUACACCUAUGACGUCGCCUUCGCAACUCCCCCCAUCAGGAGACAGCCCUUCUCGACCAGCAGCGUCUGAAUCAGCCAGACCCGCCUUUGGUCCGCGCACAUCUUCCCUCACAAUCCCGACUAUCCGAGUUCCACCUGACAAAUCCACCCCAGUCCUACCUAUAGAUCGCCCUCUACCCGCCCUCCCUGUCCCCACCGAUAUCGUCAUCACCCCUUCGUCCCCUCGUAAACUCCUCAAACCGUCUUCACACCCUCACACCCAGUCCCGCCGCGCAUCGGCAUCGAUGACUGAUCUGCGAGCGGGCCGGACUGGCAAGGGGGACACAAACCGGCCGCACACGAGCGGGAGCGGCAGCUCAUCUCGGUCUUCAAGCAAGGUCAUCAGCCGAAAAAGCUCAAUGAUCGGCUUGGGUCUGCCCAAGGGCAUGGGAAGAGGGGACGAGAUGGCCCCGCCCCCAGUACCACAAAAGGCUCAGUCGGUCUCGUCGCCACAUCCGUCGAGAUCGGCGAGUCCUGUCCCGAAGAUCUCGUUUGCCGAGCCAGAGGAGGAUAUGCAGAGGGGAAGGGCGGAAGAGGCGGGGGAAGGGACCAAAAAGGACAAAGAUAAGGGGAAGCGGGCGCGGAGCCUGUCAGGGAUCUUCACUCGGUCGACCUCGCAACCAGUGCCUCCCAAGCCUGGGUCGGUUCAUCCGAGCGAGGCGGGGGACGGACAGGAUGAGAUCGAGGUAUUGGCGGAUAGUGAAGACGAUCAAGUGGAGACGGGCAAGAUGGCAGGCGUGCUGGAGUGGCUGGGGGUGCGCAAGCCAGGAAAGAGAAGGUUGUCGGACGCUAAGCUGGCAAAGGGGAAGGCGGCCGUGGAGGUUCAGGACACCCCAGGCGGAGACAUGGAUGAGGGAACCUUACGGGCCGACUCACGGCCACACAUGCGGGACCUCUCGUCGACGUCGACCAUCAUGGGCCCCACCUCCAAUAAUCGCUCCACCACACCCAUGGCUAUCGCUAUCCCAACCCACCGAUCUGGCUUUGCCUCGUCUAGCACCCUCGAUCUCCCAAAUAAUGGCGACUCGAGUGCACCCUCCCCGAAUGAGGCGGACGCUACUCCUUAUAUGGCGAGCCCCACAAGCGAAGGCGGAGAGUUCUUUAUCCCGCCCACCGCCCCAUGGGUGGAUGCCACGGAGGCCGCGCCAAAGACUACCGGCGUGAUCAAGGAUGGCAGACUGCGAUCUCGGUCGGACGCAUCCGCCCCUUCGCCACAUGUGGUCCCUGGUCAACUCCAAGGGCCCACUGCGCAUGGAUCACCAGAUCCGGCCCCGAGUCAAGAUGCGGUCCGUCCGAAGCUCGGCGGCCGGUCCUACUCCGGUAAUUCGGUCAUCAUCGAAAAGAUGAAGGGAGUCUUUUCCAAGUCAUCUGCGCGGAACCGGUCCCGCAGCAAGAGCCUGCUUCAGCCUGAAGGCGGAGCUGAGAGCGUUGACGAAUUUGGCGGGCUGGCGACAAGUCGAGGGCGGGCGGGCACGGCAUCCACUGCUUCACUGGCCAGCUCACAGCAAUGGAGCCCGAGCCCCGCCACGAAAUCCUCUCUCUUGGAUCUGCACAAUGGAGGUCGGCAGGGCGCUUUGACCGACACACCGCACGAGUUGCCUCGAGCUAGUCUCAGCGGUACGAUGUACUCCACCCCACCAUCAUCCUAUGCCCAAUCCACCACCACCUCCACCAUAAGCGAGAGCGCCGGCUCCAUCCCCUCCACCGCCAAACCCGCUAGAACGCGAGGACGAGCGUCCACCGUAUCGUUUGCGUCCUCUGCGCCACAGACGUCCUUCUUACCUCCCCCUCCACCCAUCUCGCCCAGUCUCUUCCCCGUAUCUGGCAUAGCGACACCCCCUCGCCGGCGUCCCAGUGCGAUCCAGCGCUUCUCGUCGGGACUACUCGGGACCUCGGCGCCGUCAUCGCCGAAAGGCAGCCUCUUCCCCUUGCCGCCUCGCUCAAGCGGGUCGACCUUCUCUGGUGGAAAUGACGACAGCUUAUCGAACGGGACUGGUGCGACCAGCCUGCUUAUGAGCCCCGGAGCGAGUCCACGUCCAAGUACAGGCUCGGCGUCGGCCAAACCCUGGAAGACGGACAUCAAGGUGGAAGAAGGGGAGUCUGCGGCGGGAUGGCUGGACCGUAUGGUAGCUAGUGUGGGCAGGGACGAGAUCGCGGGUGUACUGGCUUCAAGUGGUGAUGAGCUGCAUACCCGAGCACUUGAGCUGUACAUGGCUCAGUUCGACUUUACGCACAAUGCGCUCGAUGUAGCACUGAGGCGGCUAUUGAUGCAGAUCAGCCUGCCAAAGGAGACGCAGCAGAUUGAUCGGGUACUGGAGGCGUUUGCGAAGCGAUAUGAGGCUUGCGAGCCGGGGCUGUUUGGGUCAAAGGACAACACCUAUGUCCUAGCUUUCUCGAUGAUGAUGCUUCAUACCGACGCCUUCAACCGGAACAACAAGAACAAGAUGUCUAAGGCAGACUAUGUCAGGAACACGCGCAUGGACGGCGUCAGCCCGCUCACCCUCGAAGCAUUCUACGACAACAUCACCUACGCGCCAUUUGUAUAUGUCGACGUGGACGCGGAGAUGCUCCCUCCCGGGCCCGUCAAUGGCUCGACAACGCCAUCAUCCGGAUCCACUAUGAUGACGCCUCGGCGCGCUCCCACUCCGACUUCCGUCCUAUCCACAUCGGCCAAGCAGCCCGAUGUCUACGCUCUCAUCACUUCCAACAAUCUCCACCCGCUCCGUGUCGACCUGGAACGCACCAUCCCGGCGGGAUCGCCAUUCUCGUCCCUCGGAACCAGGCCAUUUCUCGAGACUAGCCGAAUACAUGAUACGUUUGUCUCGGCGGCAAUACUGCGGAUUGCGGAUGGAGCAGGCGCGAAUGGAACAGCGAGCAAGAGGAAGGCGUCGGGAGUGACAGGCAAGAAGGGGGCAGGGAGUGAUGCGGAGGGGUCAGUAGGGGUUGAUGGGGAGAUAUCUCUGAGAGUCACCAAAGUGGGGACUCUCUCCAGGAGAGAUGACGCCUUUGACUCCAAUCGCAAGACCUCACGCAAGUGGAAGUCCUGGAGCGUGAUUCUCUCCGGCUCGCAGCUCCUCUUCUUCAAAGAUCCGUUCUGGGCUCUUACGCUCCAGGAGCAGCUGAAGGCCGAAGGUGCGGAUGCGAAGCGGGAUGAGCGGGGCCAAGUCCUGCUACCGCGAGUAGCGAGAUUCGUACCGGAGGAGGUCUUCCCCGUCAAAGAUGCCGUGGCCGUCUGGGAUCGAAGCUUGACAGGCAACCCACAUACAUUUCGUCUUAAUCUACCUCACCGUUCCUAUCUCAUCCAAGCCGCCGACGAGUACGAGAUGAACGAAUGGAUCGGUCUCAUCAACUAUGCCGCCGCCUUCAAGACUCCCGGUAUUCGGAUGCGGUCUGGCGGGAUGAAGCGGGAUCAAGCCUUGCUUGCCGGCGCGGCCGCGGCGUCCAGUAUUCAACGGGAAGCUAGAUCCCUUGACGCGGCGGGUGUAGAAACGCAGAAGGGCCGGAAACGGUUUGGCUCGGUCGCACAAACGCCGGAUCGGUCCGAUACUUCCUCUCCUGUUUCUGGGCGUAAUGCUCGACGAUCGAUAGAGAGCGAAAACUCGGGCCUUGUUGUCAAGGACGAUGGGGAGCGGCUGGGAGAGGUGUUCAAGGCGGUCAAGGCAGAGCUGGCGGCUUCCCCUGCGCUAGGUCUAACCACGUCGGGGAGCGCUCCGCCGAGGGCAAGAGCGGGGAUGAAGGUCAGAAUUCCGAGUUCGCAAGCUACCAGUAUACGCAGCUUCCAGUCCAAGCUCGACACAGCCCAAUCCACCCUGGACUCGCAUCUCACACAAGCGCGAAAUCUCGCUAUCCUCACUCCCUUCCAACGCACCACGCGAGACCGUAUAUCCAGCGCCAUCCCCCCUCUCGCCGCCAAGAUCCGCGAAGAGCGCCUCGUAAUCGCCAAGCUCGGACUGUGGAUAUCCAUCCUGCAAGGCGAUCUCGACAAGGAGGAGAGGGAGUGGGAAGGUGUGCGUGCGGUGGCUCUUCAGGGGGCCGCGAGGAGUUUGAGAGGAGAAGAGGGAGUGAGGGGAGUGGUACUGGACGUUGCGCAGGCGGAGGUAGCAAGGGUCAGAUUUGAAGGGGAGGAUUUGUCAUCUGAGGUCAGAGAGGAGGAGAGCGAGAAGGCGGAGGGUCUGGAAGUUCUGCAGGACCCGUCCGAUCCGGACGCUGAUCCAGACGCAACCGAGAGGCGGAGCAGUCGGGAGUCGGACCGGCGGACCUAUACGAACGGCCAUCACGACUCUAGCGGGGCAACAUCUUUGGGCACGACACCGCAGGAGCUACCCAUCUUGAUACGGCUCUCUAGCGACGAGGCGGAUCAGCAGCUAGCCAGUGUCAGUACGGAUCGGCCGGGCAUGAGCAGGCAUGUCUCGGCAGGAGGGUGA